Messenger RNA from Triticum aestivum (bread wheat), 738 nucleotides. Its product is annotated as putative ATP synthase protein YMF19. Gene Ontology annotation, cellular component: membrane; mitochondrion. The record is from RefSeq and is a predicted model, not a curated record. The coding region runs from base 4 to 474 and encodes 156 amino acids. The transcript has a single exon. NCBI's taxonomy places the organism in Eukaryota, Viridiplantae, Streptophyta, Magnoliopsida, Poales, Poaceae.
GAAAUGCCUCAACUUGAUAAAUUAACUUAUUUCUCACAAUUUUUCUGGUUAUGUCUUCUCCUCUUUACUUUUUAUAUUCUCUUAUUUAAUAAUAAUAAUGGAAUACUUGGAAUUAGUAGAAUUCUCAAACUAGGGAACCAACUGCUUUCGCGCCGGGGGGGCGAGAUCCAGAGCAAGGACCCUAAGAAUCUGGAAGAUAUCUUGAGAAAAGGUUUUAGCACCGGUCUCUCAUAUAUGUACUCCAGUUUAUCCGAAGUAUCCCAAUGGUGUAAGACCGUCGACUAUUUGGGAAAAAGGAGGAAAAUCACUCUGAUCUCUGAUUUCGGAGAAAUAAGUGGCUCACGAGGAAUGGAGAGACAGAUUCUCUAUUUGAUCUCGAAGUCCUCAUAUAACACUUCUUCCAGUCGGAUCACUUGUUGGAAAAACAUAAUGCUCACACAUGUUCCACACGGGCAAGGAAGCAUAGUAUUAUGAUGAAAAUGAAUGGAAUACUCGGCAGAAUAGGAAUAUUCCUAUUAAUGAUUGUGACAACUUUUAUAGGAUACGUACCACCUUGGGGUCAGAUGAGCUUUUGGGGAGCAACAAUAAUUACAAGCUUAGCUAGCUCCAUACCAGUAGUAGGAGAUACCAUAGUGACUUGGCUUUGGGGUGGUUUCUCCGUGGACAAUGCCACCUUAAAUCGUUUUUUUAGUCUCCAUCAUUUACUCGCCCUUGUUCUUCCUUUUGAUUUAAACGUUC